UUGAAUUUUCCCAAACACGGAAGUUGAUACGUCUUCAUGCUUCUACAAUAAUAAACUAUAGCUCGAACCUUUUCAGUCUCAUCUGAUUUAUGUAGGUUAAGUGAAAAUGCGUGACAGGUUUUACAAUGUACUCUUAAAGAUUUCGAGUUUUGUGUCAGCUUUCGAGUUUACGAGUGGAGUCGUGUUUGUAGUCACACUGUCAUGUGUCUUUAGCAUCGUAACUAAUCACUUGAACAUUUCGGUGCAUGCACUAAGUCUGGAUUCCAGCGUUCUUAUUAACGGCCAUGUUCACAGACUUCUUACCUAUUGCUUUUACCAUAAGGAUGUGGGCCAGCUCAUGUCUAGUGUGGCUGUACUGGUGUUGUUCUGCAGUGGAUUAGAGAAAGGAGUUGGCACAGUGCGAUUUUUACACCUUUUACUUUUUCUGGUAACUUCGAUUGGCCUAAUACAUGUCCUCCUGGAGCUGUUGUUGUUUUCACCAUCUACAAGGACCUCAGUUUCAGGCCUAAUCCCAGUAUCUCUUGCUAUGCUGGGGAUGGUGACCAUCAGGUCCCGCAUGACGAAGGCAUUCCUGCUUGGCUUUACUCUGCCCACUGCAGCUCUUCCUUGGUUCCUGAUGCUCAUUGUUUAUCUCUUUAUCCCAAAUACUGUAUUCUUAUGCAAUUUCCUGGCCAUAAUCACUGGGCAGAUGUAUGGCAUGAAAUGGUGUUCAGUGUUGCAGAUGUCUGAGUCCAAAGCUUGUGUAAUGGAGAAGACCGUGCCAUUCAGAUUGAUGAAGAAAAUAACAUGUAUACGUUUUAUCCCUGCAUCUGCCGGGGAACGAAAAAAGAUCCUGCACACUAUAUGCAGCCCGUCACCUGGCUCAUACCCUGUCCAGGCUUAUGCGCCAGCAUCUAUGCUUGCUUCUCAAACAACAGGAAAUGCUCCAAGCAGUGUAGAUGGUUGGUCAUAUUCAACCAUUACCCAACAGAACUUCACGAUGCCUUCACAAAACCCUGGAUAUAGCGUUGGGCCCAGAUUUGGAUCCAGCCAUGGACACAACUGUGGACAUAGCCAUGGACACAAUCAUCAGUAUCAGGCCAGAAAUUUCUGGAUGCCAAAGACUCCUUCUUCCCAUUCUCAUUUUAGCCCUCCUACGGAUAUGACUAUACAGUCUUUUGGUAACCCAUCACACGCAACAUCUCAAGCAGACUCUGUGUCCACCCAAAAAACAAAUAUAGUGAUGCCAUGACAAACAGAUGGAGAGCAUUAUCCAGUCACUCUGUGGUUAAACAUAACAAGCAAGCAAUUAAUCAGUAUAACUUCUUAUAUUGUGAAGCUAUACCUAUUAAAUGAUAUAGGGUGCCUUUCCUUUAUUCCAAUUUUUUGUUAUUUUACUUAGUUUUUCCCUCAUUAAUGUAAUGUAUACAGCAAAAAUAAAAAAUAAAUCAAUCUUACAUUUACAAAAAUCUAGUAUACAUACUUAUAUUUACAUAUACUCUUCUCUGAAAGUAUUGGAACAGCAAGGUCAGUUGUUUUGUUUCUGAAGAAAUUUGAGGUCUAUCAAAUUUGAUAGUAUAUCAACCAAUAGAACAGAAUUUCAGUUUUCAUUUCUUGAUAGCUCAUUAUUAACAAAUAAUUCAAAAAGCAGUUUUAUAGAAAUCUGGAUCUAGACUUCACAUUCUGUUGUUUUGUCCCCUCAAAUAUUAGGUCUGUUCUGGUAUAUAUUUAUAUGGAAUGUUAUAGAAAUUGUAUUACAAAAUAAAUAUAUUACAUAUUUUAAUGUCAGAUCCAUAAAAAAUAAAUAAAAUUGGACCUUAACAAAGUUGACUCAACACUUGACAGUGAUGAGGUACUACACUCACAUUAAAAGUUCAGAAAUUAAUUUUGAAUUCAUCAUUCUCUAAAUGUUAUUUCCUCCAAAGCCAAAAGAAGAAGAAGAUUCUCUAAAUGUUAUUUCCUCCACCAUGUCUGCUGAUAUCAAGGCAUGGAUCAUGGGGCAGGAUUCUUAACAAAAUACCUCUUUUAAGAGAAGUAAACUGUCAAUAAACAAAUUUUGUGUGUAUUUUUUGGGACAGUACCUGACAGCAUUUAGCCUCUGAGCAAGUCUACUUGUGAUGUGGGUAAGGAAACAACAUAACAGCCCAAGAAACAAACGAACAGUCACAAAUCUGGUUGGGGAAAAAUUACAUUAUUGUUGCUGAUCAUCAAUCUGGAAAUGGUUCAUCUCCAAAAAAAAUUCUGACACAAAGCUGCAAAUCUUCCCAGAUGAAGUGCAAGAUCAGGCUAUUUAAAGCUCAGAUAUGAAAGAAGAAGAAAAAAGAAAAACCCAGGAGUCGCAUUAUGUGACCUAAAGAAAAAAACUUUAAAUCUUAUGUUCAUGAAAACAACUGAACAAAUAUUGCUUUAAUGGAAUGGUGGCUAGGAAAAAAGCUCCUUUUCUCUAAAAAGAAUAGGUUUGCAAAACUACCUUAAUUUCCAAACAGGGCUACAAACACACAAGUAUACAACCAAUAAGCAGACACUACCUACCUUUUCUAUAAUGGAGCAUAAACAAAAUUAUGAUACUAAAUUAUAUUUACAGUUUAUUUAAAUAUAACUAAAUUAAAAUUAUAAUCACAUAAUACUAAAAGAAUAAUGAAACACUUUAUAAAUCAGAAUUUCUGCACCUUCAACCUUUUCCCCCGAUGAACAUGCUCAUUUUUUGUUAGCAGUUUGUUUUAGGACAUUUGGGACCCAACUGCAUAUUGAAAUUCCUACCACUUACAUUGGAUGCAUUUGCCUGUAAUUUGUCAGACAGGUUCUAUAGACCUCUGAAUUCAUUAUACUGCUACCAUCAUUUGUUACAUCAGUAAAGAUUGGUGAGCCCAUUAAAGAAGCAGCUAUGAAAGCCAAAGUCAUUACACUCCACUAGGUCAUAUUUGACCAGUGAACUUGUAUAUUUUGAAAAAUGAGUAGGUCAUGUUUUUCUGUUUAUUUCUUUUGUCUCUGAUUUCUCCUUUUAAUUCUUACUGCUGAUGUGUAGUUUGCAUCAUAUGCUCUUAAAAUC
Messenger RNA from Tachysurus vachellii, 3028 nucleotides. RefSeq names its product rhomboid domain containing 2 (gene rhbdd2). Gene Ontology annotation, cellular component: membrane. NCBI's taxonomy places the organism in Eukaryota, Metazoa, Chordata, Actinopteri, Siluriformes, Bagridae. The coding region runs from base 107 to 1231 and encodes 374 amino acids. Gene Ontology annotation, molecular function: serine-type endopeptidase activity. The record is from RefSeq and is a predicted model, not a curated record. The transcript has 4 exons.